CGCUAAAAUGUGGCCGCUAGAACGCUUGCGGAUGGAUACGUGAAGAUCGAUAACAAAGCAAUACAGCGCGGUUCUGAAACACGACGAAAACGAGGUUUUAAAGUAACAAACGCUUCAGAAUAAACCGAUAAAUAAACGCAGUGUUAACGUAGGAGCUAUAAGUUUGAAAAGAAGCCACUAUGUGGCUCUACAGGUCGAGGACUCGUCUAGACAGAAGGGCGGGAGUGAGAAACAUACGCAACAAAGCCGCGCAAUAACAACCGGUACACCUUCCGUCUUCCUCCACAGCGGUCUCCAUUUUAACUCCUCGCCCAGCCUGCACCUCACGUGUCCUGGACUGUCUUUCUCACAUGACCCGUGUGUUUGUCCCCGUGAUCAGCGCUUCCAUCUCCCGUAUUUCAAGUGUCGCUGAAUAUCGCAUUUUAAAAUCCGCUCGCCUUCAUGGAUAUGCUCGACCAGAGCUUGGACACCUCGACGAGUCACGACAAACAGGAAACUGAGGAGGUUGUUCAGCUGCAGGAGGGAGAGGGUGUGGGGGCGGAGGAGCAGGCAGCGGUUACCAUAGCGAGUGUCCAGCAAGCAGCAGCUUUUGCAGACCACAAUGUUCAAUACCAGUUCCGGACAGAGAAUACUGGUGGACAGGUGACGUAUCGCGUGGUCCAGGUAACAGAGGACCAUUUGGAAGCAGCAGGAGAUGGAGGAGCGGCAGUCAGUGUAGUGUCCACAGCCGCCUUUGCGGGCGCACAGCAAGCAGUAGCACAGGCUGUCAUCCAGAACCCUUUCAGUAAUGGAGGCAGUCCAGCAGGGGAAACAGUGGGGGGGGAGACACGCUUCGCCUAUUUCCCAGCAGCAACUGUCAGUGACGGUACAGCUACAGCUGUCUCAGUGCAGGCCACGUCUGAUCCGACCCUCACACAGGCUGGAGGUCAGUUUUACGUGAUGAUGAGUCCACCAGAUGUUUUACAGACUGGAACACCACGGACCAUCGCCCCUCGUACACACACAUACUCUACAGACCUUGGUGAACGUGAGACUCUUCAACACAGCAGAUCAGACUGGAAGAUUGAUGGCCCCCGGGCACCUCGUGAUGAGAGAAGGAGAGCACAGCACAAUGAAGUGGAAAGGAGAAGAAGAGACAAAAUCAACAACUGGAUUGUCACGCUGUCUAAAAUCAUCCCAGACUGCAAUAUGGACAAUACCAAAACAGGAGCAAGUAAAGGAGGAAUCCUGUCUAAAGCAUGCGACUACAUUAGGGAACUCCGACAGACUAACCAGAGGUUGCAGGAGAGCUACAAGGAGGUGGAGAGAAUACAAGUGGACAAUGAGCUACUAAGACAACAGAUUGAAGACCUGAAGAAUGACAAUGCACUGCUCAGAGCUCAACUACAACAGCAUGGCCUAGAAAUCAGUGAAACUACAUCACAGUGACAAAAAAACAAAACAUUCUCAUGAAUAAACAGUCUCAAGUGGAGAAAUAACCCCUCAAUGACACACUUGCUCACAACUCAUCACAGACUUAAGAUGUGCUGCAACUCAAGUAGGGUAUGAAUGCUUAUUUGAUACACAGACACAUCCUUCUGACAAGUGACUCUCUGACCGUUGUGAAAAUAAUAUCUGCUGUACAAGCACAUUUGGUUUUCUCCUUCACUUUCGCGAGAACUCAACAACCUGGACUCGGUCGAUAUGGAAUAACCCUCUUCUUCCAGAAAUAUCCCGCUUGCCACAAGUCUUUGUCUUUAGUUUGAAUCUCGGAUUUGUCAACCAGUUAUAUGCCUGCUCAUGCCUAAUGCUCAUAUUUUGUUCUGUUUGAAACAUUUUGUGGAUUUUAUUUUUGCUACAUCGUGCAAAUGUUACUACUGUCUCUAAAACGACAGAAGGUAUUUUUCAAGGGUUCUGGGGUAUUGUAUUUAUUAGCUUUCAAGAAAUUGCGCAGCAGCAGGUAUGCAAAACCUUAGCUAAUGUUUUGAAUUUGAUUUUGUUUUUCUGUCCUGCAGUCCAUAUAUCAGACUUUUGUGAAAUGCGUUCAUCUGGCUGAUCAGAGACUUGACAUCGUGGCACAUCAAGACUAAUUUACAGUAUAAAUUUGCUUAGAAUGUAAAUGAAAGUGCAUAGAGUAUGUUUUCAUUUAAAAUAGAGACUUAUGAUAUCUAAAACUGCAUUACCUAUAAAUUUCAGUUUUCAGAGUCCAUUAUAUUUAAUGCACUGUGAUUUUAGUGAAGGAUGAACGAGUAGCUCAGGGUUUUGAGGUGCAGGAAAAUAGCCGAGGCUCUGGAACUCCCCACUAACCUUGUAACCCUGCACUUUUUGCCCUUUGGCUUUAACAUACUAGAAACAUGUACUGUAUAUAUAUCAUGUAUUUCAACCAGUUGUUCUUGCGUCAUGAAUUGAUUCAAAGAAAUGUACUUUAUAAGUCCUAAUUCCCAGGCUCGUUUAUCUGCAGCAAAUAAAAUGGAAGAUGCACAAUAGAAACAAAUAGAAUUGCUACUGUUAGUAGUGUUCUGGCUUAUUUUGUUGUAGCUUAUCUUCCAUCUUAUUUUGUAACAGUCCUAAUUUGGGUUAAGACAUUGAGCAACAGCAACAUUUUGAACAAUAAAAUCGGAGAUGAGCUUUAAAAAUUAUCAAACGCCAUUCAGUUAUAAGAGUAUGAGCAUUAAUAUCUGACGGCAAUGGGAGUUAUUAUUGAGCUAUGCAUGAGGAAACCAAACAGUUCAAAAGCGAACAGAUUUAUUUUCUUAAACCUUCUUGAUAGUUUUAGUGUUUACCAGUUUAUUUCCUAUGUUUUAAGGCCAGUAGACCUUAGUCAGGGUAGCAGCACAUUUUAUCUUUGACAGGAAUGAAAAUGAUGCUGUGAUGAUAGUACAGCGUUCAAUAGAUUUUACUGUUGUUUAACAACAUACCAAUUAUUCAGAUGACAAACUGUCUUUCUGAAGAAGUAGUAAAACAAUUUUGAAAGUUGUGAAUAUUAUGUGAUCUAGGACCUUUAUACAGUGCCAUUAUAAAGACUAAGUCAAUCCCUCACAGCAUUGUCUUUAUUCGUGUUAAAUUCAAUAUUAUGUCUAGCUUGAUUAGGGUCUCUUCAGGCCUGUGUUUUCCCUUCCUGGUCAGACGGGCUUGUUGCAAAGCUUGAAUAAUAUAAUGCUGGGUUACAAAAAUACUACUUUCGACUAGCAACAUUUACUAGCACCCAUCUUCACCCGUCUCUGGUUUUGGUAAAAAAGCAUCAGAUUUUAAACAACCUUAAGUUAAACCUCAAACAAUCGGUGAUCAUAGCAAACUAAGUGUUGAACCAGUGAAACAUCAAUGUAUGUUUCAAAAUUUCCACAUAGCAAUACAGAGAGUGCACAGAUAACCCUUAUUAAACACUCUGUCCUCUUCACAGUAUUAAUGCUGUACUUGAAUGACUUGAUUUACAGAGUCAAGAACUGUAGUAUAAUGCACUGCUGCUUUUAAAUCAAAGCCUAGAAAGAAUAUUUUUAUUCAUGUCUGGUUGAAUUGCAUGGCAUUCUUACCACUGGUUUGACAUCUAUAAGCUAUACAACGCAGUUGCUUUGUUUAUACCCGAUGACUGUUGAUGUUUAUGUAUGUACUUAUAUAAAAGACAAACCCAGAGUUACAAUGUUUGUUUGUUUGUUUGUUUUUUUGUCUUUGAAAGAAAUGAAAGUGCUGAAAUAAAAUAAAAUUAACUCCA
Onychostoma macrolepis is the source of this 3688-nucleotide messenger RNA. RefSeq names its product upstream transcription factor 2, c-fos interacting (gene usf2). NCBI's taxonomy places the organism in Eukaryota, Metazoa, Chordata, Actinopteri, Cypriniformes, Cyprinidae. Bases 442 to 1428 code for a protein of 328 amino acids. The transcript is spliced from 11 exons. The record is from RefSeq and is a predicted model, not a curated record. Gene Ontology annotation, biological process: regulation of transcription by RNA polymerase II. Gene Ontology annotation, molecular function: RNA polymerase II cis-regulatory region sequence-specific DNA binding; protein dimerization activity; DNA-binding transcription factor activity, RNA polymerase II-specific.